Molecule: messenger RNA, 510 nt
Organism: Paramecium tetraurelia
Lineage: Eukaryota; Ciliophora; Oligohymenophorea; Peniculida; Parameciidae
Exons: 2
Biological process (GO): regulation of cyclin-dependent protein serine/threonine kinase activity
Molecular function (GO): protein kinase binding
Source: RefSeq, a predicted model, not a curated record
AUGACAGAAAUCAGCACACAAGUUAAUGUGAAGAAUCAUGAAAGAACUAAACAUCCAUCUAUCUUAAAAUGCAUUGCAACAAUACUGGAAGAGAUAGUUGAAGAAACGGACAAGUUAGAUUCUCAAUAAACAUUAUUUCAUGCAUCAAAAGUACCUGUGAUAACACUAGAAAACUAUUUGAUUCGAAUAGCAAAAUACGCAAAGUGCACAGAUGAGUGUUUCGUUAUUGCUUUGAUUUACUUGGAUAAAGUUUAAGAAUUAAAUCCAGAUAUAUUGUUGAAUAGCCAUUGUGUUCAUAGAUUUCUAAUUAUUGCAAUAGUUUUAGCAAUUAAAUUUCAAGAUGAUGAUUACUACAGAAAUGAUUAUUAUUCAAAAAUAGCAGGAAUCGCUUUAAAAGAGUUGAACCAAUUAGAAUCAGAAUUGCUGGAACUACUAAAUUAUGACUUAUUUAUUUCGAAAGAUCUUUACAAUAUUUACUUAGAAAAAUUGAAGCAAUACCAAGAAUAAUGA